GGGGGGAGGAUGAGAAUCUGAAGGCGUAGAAGAAAUGCUGCAUGUACAAGUACAUCCGCGUGGGGCUAAGUCUUGGCGAGAGAUUCCGCGGCAAUCGCAUGUUGAAGUGCGUUUUCUGCGGGCACGAGUUCCAGGGCAACCAGUUUGUGGCGUCGCGCCAUUGCCGCCAGGGCAAGGGAUGUCCGGAAGUGACCGACGAGGCACUUGUCGACAUGCACUUCAAUAGUGAGUACAAGAUGUCCGACAAGUUCCUACAGCGGAUCCAGCUGUUUGAGGAGCUUCACGGUCCGGCGCCUGCGAUGGAUCCGCGAUGGGACGAGGGAGGGGAGGGAGAGAUGAGGGACGCGAAGGAGCAAAUCGACGUGCACGAUGACGUCGAGGAGGUUGCGCGGGCGGGGUCGUCAGGGACGGAGCAAGGGAAGGGCAUUGUCACCGAGCCGAGGGGGCAGCAGGGCCAGUACUUUGUGUCGGCGCACGUGUCGGCUCGUACACGGGCAAAUGCGGAUACGGCAGAGGCGGGUCCGUCUGCGGGGAAAAGGAAGGAGAGAGAGGAGGGGGCCAGACCGACGGCAGCACAGAAGAAGAUGAGACAGAACACGAUCACGGAGUCAUUCUCUUCAAAGUCGCAGAUGAAGUUCAAGAAGAAGUGGCUGCGGUUUGUGUACAGUCAGCGCCUGGCAUUCAACGUCUUCCGGAGCGAGCCGUGGUUGGACGUCGUCCGACACUUCAGGGAUUUGCCGGGGCUAGUGAAGGCGUUGUGGCCUUCAGAGAAUGAGAUCGCGGACAUAGAGACCAUUGUCUACACGGCGGACGAUGUGGGAGCUGAUCUCGCGGAGGUCAGGGCUCCUUUCUAUGUCACGGGGGCCACCAUCAUGUCAGACGGAAGGAAGUCACGCGAUGCUAGACCAAUCGUUAACUUCCUUGCCGGCGGGUCGCGUGGGGUGAUGCUCGUCCGGACGAUGAACAGGGAGGGUGAGCGGGAUCGGUGGCCUGAUGUGCUGGCGCGUUGGAUCCAGGUGUUCGAUGACUUUCCCCCUAAGUGGAUGAACGCCAUCGGCACUGACUCCUCCUCGGCGUACGUCGUCGCGGCGAACAUGCUCCAGGGGCCCGAGCAGAGGCCUGAGCAUCGACGGAUCACGUGGCUCCCAUGCGCAGUGCAUGUCUGCAACAAGAUGUUGUCAGACAUUCGUUGUUCGGGCGCGUGGUCGAAGGACAUCGUCGUGAGGGGGAGAGCGGUGGUGCGCUUCAUUAAGGAGCACGACACUGCUCUCCAUAUUUUCCGGGGGGAGAGCAGGCAGAUGGGCCUUAUUUAUCCUUGCGAGACACGUUUCGCAUCCGUGUUCGCGAUGGUGGAGCGUUUGCUGGCAGUGAGGUCAGCAUUGGAGAGGACGGUGGAUGGCGAUACUUGGGGUAUGGUCCCUUGGGACCAUUCCGUUCGUCACUUGGCCCAGUUGCGCGACUUCCACACACGGAGGGGGACGAUUGCUUGGGGGGGGAGGGACGAAGACAGAGAUGCACAGAGGUGCACGGGCGAUGCGGAGACGUACGAGUCCGGGUGUUGGUGGUCGAGGUACGGGCAGUGCGCCCCCGUGUUGCAGGUUAUCGCUCUUCGUGUGAUGUAUAUGAUGAUGUGCUCCUCUCCUGCAGAGAGGAAUUGGGCUGUCCACGAGGGUUUACAGACGAAGAAGCAUAACCGACUUGAGUUCGAUAAGGUUGUGAAGUUGGUUGAGAUCUCAACCAACGUCGGCCUUCUCUCUCAUCAGCGGGCAGGCCACGGGUUCGCACUGCCGUGGACUUUGGAUGAGUCAUUGCUGGACGUGGAGGGAGGUAUCGGGACUCGCCCCUCGUGGAAGGGGACGGAUGAGAGCAGGACGCGGGAGGAGCUCGAGGAGCUGAGACGUUCUUGGCAGCGAGACCCAUCCGCCACAUUGCACUCGUACCCUCGCGGUGACAGUGAUUCCGAGGGUGACGAGGACGAGCCGGCGGGCCCCGCUACCGCCGCUCCUGCGGCGGAUGAGCGUGAUGCGUGGAGCGACCCAGAGGACGUCUGGAGACGGAGUGGCCGAGAUAACCUUUUCGUUGGAGUUGAUUUGGAGGAGUCCGGGGGUCGUCAUGAGAGCCCUCUACAUCGUCAGAGGACUACGUCCGCUGACCCGCGGUCCUUGGAGCGAGAGAGAGAUACUGCAUCUGCACCUUCGAGGGGGGCAGAGUCGGGGAUUGGCCAUCGUCCUGCGUGUGUUCGUACUGGCACGGCAUCAUCCACCGCUCUUCUCACAUUGACGGAGCAGCUUCGUCGACAGCCAGCCGGGGACGAUCGAUUGCAGAGAUUGGUGAGGGGCCCGAGACAGCGAUUGCAGGACAGAUUAGAGGUCGGUUCUUCACCGGUGCAGGGGGACGACGGAGAUAGACAGGGGUUGGCUGGUAGAGAUGGUGGUGCGUUGGCCGGAGGUGAAGGCGGUGCAGAGGUUGCUGCGACGGUUGAGGCGCACGAGAUUCGGAGUGUCGAGGAUGAGCGGAUACCGAUGAUGGGGGGCCGAGCCAGUUUCAGUGAGUUUGGUGACUUGAGUAUGCCCCCCGGGAGAGAGCGUGGGUCUGUCCCGAGGAGAGAGCAAGUCCCGUGGGGACAUCAGUGUGGGUAUGCAGGACUUGUUGGGACAGAUCAGCUUGGCGGACCCGAGUGGUUUCUCCCCUGCCAUGCGAGCAGAGGUGAUGCUGGGGCCAGAGGGGGAUGAGGACCGGACACCCCCUGGAGA
Molecule: messenger RNA, 2753 nt
Organism: Chara braunii
Lineage: Eukaryota; Viridiplantae; Streptophyta; Charophyceae; Charales; Characeae
Source: the annotation of a GenBank genome assembly